UCAAGCCCCUUUAAACCACUCCUUUCGUAAACCCCGGCCAAAAUCCCAUCCCCUUGCUUUUCCAACUAAGGGGGGCAAAAUGGCAAUUCUAACAUGGACGCCACCUCCAACGGCAGUUCCCGCAGCGGUAACAGCUUCGUGGGACACCCAACAAAGACCCUCUUACAACCCCAACGCUCCAAGAAAGCUGAAGCCCAAUCCCAACCUUAAACCCUCACCGACCGUCACCCUCACCACCCGCACCGACCCAUCAGUUUUCGACAUCCUCAAGCGUCCCACUCAAGAAGUAACGCCCGUAAAGGUAGAUACGGAUGAGUCUUAUAUGGGAUACGAGAGAUGGUUGCCAACCCCUCCAAAAGUGGCGAAGCCUCGAUCAGUUUUCAAUGCGGCAACAUUAGCUUAUAUUGGUGAUUGCAUUUAUGAGCUAUACGCGCGCAGGCAUUUUUUGUUUCCUCCACUCAGUAUUGAAGAAUAUAACGAUCGUGUGACUUCAGUAGUACGCUGUGAGGCACAAGAUGCAUUGCUCCAGGAACUUCUUGAUGAUAGCUUCUUAUCAAAUGAUGAAAGGAAUGUUCUUCGAUGGGGAAAGAAUAUUAGUUCGUCUAAAACACGGACAAAAAAGCGAGCCGGUGCAGCAGUUUAUAACAGAGCAUCGUCACUGGAAACACUAAUUGGUUAUCUCUACCUGACAAAUGUGAAUCGGCUGGAAAAACUCAUGGUAAAGCUCGGAUUUUCCACUGGUGCAUCUACGGAAAUGAUAUUGAAGGAAGUAAAUGGUGCAAAACCAGUACAGUAGAUAAAAGAUGGUGGUGGAACACUUGUUUCCACCAAGCAGGCUCAAGUCAAAUAUAGAAAGAGCCGCCCACAUCAUUUAUUUCGUUGUGGGUUUUGGCGGUUCAAGAUGAAGCCUCCUGUAUAAAUUUUAGACAACAUAUACUGUAGGCUUUUGGCAUUUGCUUGUGUAUUUAUAAUUGUUUGUAUGAUCAGUUAUAAAAUUCAAUGUGAGCAGAAAUACAAAGAACAAUCGAAAAGCAUGAGCAAUUGUGUCUACAAAAGAGUCCUCAGAGUUUUCUGCCCUGUAAAAAAGUUAAACGGAUGCAGGGAAGAAGGGGCUAGCUCACCUACGACGUUGGUUCACUAUGAAAUGUUUGGGCAGACUAUGCUAAAUA
Theobroma cacao (cacao) is the source of this 1169-nucleotide messenger RNA. Its product is annotated as Ribonuclease III family protein. Gene Ontology annotation, molecular function: ribonuclease III activity. NCBI's taxonomy places the organism in Eukaryota, Viridiplantae, Streptophyta, Magnoliopsida, Malvales, Malvaceae. Gene Ontology annotation, biological process: RNA processing. The record is from RefSeq and is a predicted model, not a curated record.